Colletotrichum abscissum is the source of this 771-nucleotide messenger RNA. RefSeq names its product zinc knuckle. The coding region runs from base 1 to 771 and encodes 256 amino acids. The record is from RefSeq and is a predicted model, not a curated record. The transcript has a single exon. Gene Ontology annotation, biological process: DNA replication, removal of RNA primer. Lineage: Eukaryota; Fungi; Ascomycota; Sordariomycetes; Glomerellales; Glomerellaceae. Gene Ontology annotation, molecular function: nucleic acid binding; RNA-DNA hybrid ribonuclease activity.
AUGGCGCAGGCAGACAAGGAAAACGGAAACCACCGAAGCAAAGUCUUCAUACACACCGACAACCAGGCCGCCAUCAGAUCGUCAGCCAACCCAAAGGGGAAGUCCGGCGCGUACCUUCUCAAGGCCAUCGCAGAAAAGACACAAGCCCUCCGAGAACAGGGACUCGAAGUCGAGCUCCGAUGGGUACCUGCCCACAUCGGUAUCCAGGGCAACGAAGCAGCAGACAUCGCCGCCAAGGAGGCGACGGGAUGGAGGCCAGACGGACAGACAGGUUCCAGGGCAGACAAGCCGAGAGCCUUGUUCAAACUCAGGUCGACAGUCAAGACAUGGUCGCAUAAACAGUCCCACCACGCGUGGCAAACCAACUGGGAAACCGAGACGCGAGGGAGAACAUCGUUCCGUCUCACGCCGAAGCCGACAAAGAAGGUCCUCGAACUCCACGAAGGCCUCAGUAAACGCCAGAGCGCAGCCCUGGUCCAGAUGCGCACGGAAAAGAUCGGGCUCCAGGACUUCCUCUUCAACCGAAGAGUACCGGGCAUCACCAACGCCAACUGCCCAUGCCGGGAAGGACGGCAAACAGUAUCGCACAUCCUGCUGUGGUGCCGCAGGUUUCGACAACUCCGGCGCCAGGAAUUCGGAACCCUCCCAGGACGACACAAUCUCCGGGUCAUACUGAACAAGCGCAAAGCAGCCGCCAAGGCAAUCCGGUUCAUAGAACAGACCGAGAUCCUUGGGCAACACGGGAUCGAGUCGCAUACCAGACUUAGCUGA